AUGCGACUCCCUGACCUUCUCCUAUGCACUCUGUCUGCAGCGGAAGGCAAGGAGGAUAGAGGCAUGAUGGAGGGCGCUGUGAAUCCUGCGUUCCAUGAGGACCUGGAGGUGCAGAGCGAGAUGAGAGGUGGCAUGCAUGAUAGCACCCUUGCGGCUCAGCGACAGCACAUGCAGGCCGGGAUUGCAGCACGAGGAAAUGAAGGUGCCCAAAAUUACUUUGACCCCUCUGUGGCGGCGGAUGGCAACCCAAGGCAGUGCAGGAUGUCUGAGGUCGGAGCCAGAGAUGAGCUGGAAUUAAGUACGGUGAUGUCUGAUCAUGGUGCAGAGGAUGUUACUCCAGUGGCUGAGGGUGGAUGGAUAGAUCAGCAGAGAGCCGAGCAGUUGGGGAGGAGAGAAGACACAAUCUCUCAGUAUGUGGAGCAGCUAAAUGAGCGCGUGCAGAAACACAUGAUCCCAUUGGGCAGACCUGCACUGGGACAGGAAGAGCAUUCGGAGCGAGGGAUGACAGAGGAGAAGGUGUGGGCGAGGAAUCAGAGAGUGAUGUCGCUUAUAAAGGGGAAUUCAAAGAUCAGGCACAUGGAUGAGGAGGAGGCUGUUCUCCGGGACAGACUGUAUGCUGUGUUCAAGCGGGCAGAAAACCAGUUGCUGAAUUCUCUGCGUCAGCAUCAAGCUGAAGUCAUCGACCAAUACGGUGAGACUGUAGAAGAGACAGGAAACACAGAGGCACUGAGCAUCGGACCUGACCUCCACUGGCAGGUGGAAUGGAUACACACUCCGCAGCACAUAGAGGUGCAUGUUGUAUGUCUGCGAGCGGUGAGAGAGAAGCUGCCCAGCGGUCUGUACUCCGUGAGCGUGUCCCUACACACUCAGCUGGGCGGCCACACACUGCGCUGGUCUCGUCUGCAGGAGCAGCGGUGGGCUGCGAGCACUGAUCCCGUGCAACACCACGGCCGAUACAGGGACACAGAGCUCAGCAUUAACCAGAGCCUGUACAUGGUCUUGCCUGCAUCAUGUGACCUGUUGCCAUCCAGUGUUCUAGUGUUCAGGCUGUUGUCUCUGCCUGGCGAUCACAGUUAUGUCAGUUCUGUGGUGAGCUGGGGUGCGUUCCCCGUCUGCGACUGCUCCCUCAAACUCCUCAAGGGCAAGUUCAAGACUCCUCUGCUGCGCGGCGGUCCAAACGCAUCGCUCAACCAGUUCCGCAAAAUCGAGCAUCUGCUCUCCACUGACCUGGACAACUGGCUCUGCAACAUCUACUUCCAGGUGAAGAGACUUCCGCGAGGCAGCACCAGGGUUCCAGAGCACAGCUUCACCCUGCAGAUCCCCUCUCACCCACGGCAGAGCUACAAUCAGGGGCCUCCUCCCCACACAAACACCUCCACCCGCUCCUCUGCGUCGCUGCCAGGUAAGAGCCCCACUGGAGCUGUGUUACACCCAGAGCCCAUCGUCCAGACAAACCCGCCCAACGCUGACAAAAACAAAGCUGAAAUUCACACAAGCAAGAGCGACAGACAGCAGAAGAUCAUCACGAGAAACGGUGAGACGCUCAGAUCUCUCACUAAAGAUCAGCUGGAUCAAUUCACCUUCUCACUGCGAUCUCAGCAUCACAGUCAGCUCUGCUCUGCUCCGAUGUGUUGUGGGACGGCUGACAGGAUGCGUCUAGCAGUGCGUCUCCUCCCGUCUCUGCUCGAUCUCUCCUGGCGUCCACGUCCUCGACUGUCUCGGAUCAGUCUGAAUGUUCUGCUAUUCACACUCAUGUGGUUCCUGCGUCUGUAUCUGCAUUACUGCAGUCAGUGGCUUUACCUGCAGAGCAAACACAUCCCCAUCAACAGGUUCGGGUUGUGUGCGCACACUGUGGUUCUGGUGUAUCAGGGCUCACUGCUGUCCAGCCUGGAGGAAGUGAUGCUGGUGCUGCUCGGCCCCGUGACCUUGAGUGCAGCUACGCUGCUGCUGCUCGCGAUCAGAUGGGGCUGUCAGCGUGCGUUUGGCUCAACGCCCUCCUUCCUGUCAAAGUUUAUCACAGCUGCGGCGCUGUGGACAGCGCUCCACCCUCUGGCACUCUUCACUGUGGAUGCCGUCCUGGGGCGUUUGUCCUACAGCGCAGAGGAACCAUUGGCAGAUGCUGCUAAACUCUAUUGGCAUUUCUAUCGGACAGAGCAGUCUGGCACAGCAGGCAUCAUCAUCACCCUCUUCCUGUACGCCGUCCACUUCAUCCUGUCCCUCACUGUUUUUUACGUUUACUUGCUCAGACUUCACAAUGAUGGGAGACUGUUAGACAUCUACCAGCGUCUCCACAGUGCUGAGGGAGUGUUCUUCAUUCCACAUGACAUGGAGGUCUCCAACCAGGAGCUCAAUUACAUUGUGAAGAAGGCAGAGCAAUGGAGAGGCUUCAAUGGAGAGAGACGCAAGGUAGCAGUGUAUGACUACAUCUGGACAGAGGAGGAGCCUGUUCCAGGAUUGGCUCCGCCUGCGGGCACGUCCAUCACUGGAUGUGAGACCAGCACCCAUAUAUCCAUCUACACACUCCAUCUCAGCGGCCUACGCCAACAUUACAGGCACUUCCUGCGACAGCCCGAUGGAGCUAUAAUAGAGGUGAUGGAGGACAUUGACAGUGCAGAGUUUCAUAGAGCACAUGAACAUGAAGAACAUGAGAAGAUGAAGAGUAUGACACAUCUGAGAGAGAGGAAGAGAAGGAAACCUGUGUGGCGAUCACACAGAGUUGAGCCUGUUGGAGGAAGUGUCUGACUCAAUCACUGCAGUUAAAGAGUCCAGAUGAAAACAAACAUACGUGAUAACAAUAAUACGUUAUAUUUAUAUUUUGCUUUUCAAAACUCAAAGAUGAUUUAUAAUGUGUGACAAGACAGAGGAAAACAAAAAGAAAAAUGAAAUCCAUAAUAUAUUUACAUUGUGUAUUUAUAUUCAGUCUUUUUUUUGACUAUGUAUAUGGGUGUUUCUUCAACUUUUAGCACUGUGAACUUUAAGAAAGUAAAAAAACAUUUUUCACACUCUUACCAU
Molecule: messenger RNA, 3012 nt
Organism: Myxocyprinus asiaticus (Chinese sucker)
Lineage: Eukaryota; Metazoa; Chordata; Actinopteri; Cypriniformes; Catostomidae
Gene: ofcc1
Product: orofacial cleft 1 candidate 1
Exons: 18
Coding region: 1-2742 (913 amino acids)
Cellular component (GO): perinuclear region of cytoplasm
Source: RefSeq, a predicted model, not a curated record